AUGUUACCAUACGUCGCGUACAAAUACGUCAAGAAUAAACGAGAUCAAAAUAAACGUGAAAUGGACUCAACUUUGGAAUCGUUGGCUUCGCAUCUAUCGCGUUCUAUGAUACCGGAUCAGGUUGUGCUUCGUAUAAAUGGUGUGUCUGCGAAAUUGGCUGAAGAUUCUGACGAAUUUAUUCCUGGAGCACUUACCAUCGUUGAAAAGGCUGUUGGUGUAUUCAUAGAGUGGUGUCCAGUUGAAGAUUCUAAUUAUCCAGACACAUCUGGUUGGGUUUUAGCUGAGGAUGGAGGCGAAACGCAAACGUUACAUUCACCGUCGGGCAGUCCUGAUAGGGUGGGUAAUACAUUAUUUGUUCAGCUACUGUGGGGCUUUUGUUCUGCUCAUCUAUGCGGGAGUGAUGAAAAGUUUAUAAGAGCAACGUUGUCUUAACU
Cylicostephanus goldi is the source of this 434-nucleotide messenger RNA. The record is from the annotation of a GenBank genome assembly. NCBI's taxonomy places the organism in Eukaryota, Metazoa, Nematoda, Chromadorea, Rhabditida, Strongylidae.